UGCAAUUAACCAACAACACGAGUAGCUAGCCACCAUGGCUUCCUCCUCCUCCUCCAAUCAUAGCUUUCUCCUACUGCUUUUCCCUCUCUUGCUGCUCCUCUCAAUGGUCGUCGUCAAUUCUGGUAGUGCGCCAACCACAACCCCUGCAACUAUGGCAGAAAAGUGCCAGGACUGGUGCCGAGUAGCAUCAGAUUCUCCAUCAUGCAUCAAGGUGAUUGGGUCCAUCCCAGGGAUCCAGGAGGUUGAUAUCAAUAACGCCGGCAAGAUCGCCGAGUUGUGCCUGCAUUUUGCUGCCAAUAAGACAACAGAGGCCAAGGGAGCUGCUGACACCUUGCUUGUUGCUGCGAAGGGCAAGCCUUCCAGUUGCCUUGAGGCCUGCGCCACCAACAUCAAGUCAAUGGCCGAUGUGUUGGUCAAUCUCCCUUCUGGGCAGGACGACAUGAACCCCUACUUCACCUUUAUUAAGGGUGUGAGAGCCAAGUUCAAACACGAGAGACCACCAGCCUGCGAGAAGAACUGCUGGAACAAGACGUCGUCAUCGUCUUCAGCUGACGAGACCAGCAUCGUGGACAAGUUUCAUGAUAUCUGGACUGUGGUGAAAGUUGCAAAUAUGCAGAUAAAUUAUGUCGUCCCUUGGCCAGAGAGCGAUAACGGCGAUAACCUCCUUUAGUUAGUAUUUGUUUUUGACCCUGUUCGUAUUUUUUCUCUCAUAAUAAAUCAGCGAACAGUACUUUCAGACAUGGUUUUUCAGCAAUGUCUAAUCCAGGUUGUGACAUCACUAUGACCUGGUCCAUCUGGACAAUUCAGAGUGAUAUCAUCUUCAGGAAUAUACUGGCUUGGAUCUAACGCUGCACAUCCAUCUUCAAAGAAGAGUUUGCUCUAGUUAUUCUAAGAGCACAAGGAAAUAUCAACCUCAAAUAGAUUUAUGCAUAGCUACAAGCUUAUAUGUAUUUUUCCUUGUUUUCUUUGUUUCCUUUUUUGCUUCUUGAAACUUUGUAUUAGUUUUGCCCUAUUUAUAAUAAAGCACGGUAAGGGACCCACCACUCCUGUUUUCAUAAAAAGAAGUAAAAAACUAUUGUUGUGACA
Molecule: messenger RNA, 1086 nt
Organism: Sorghum bicolor (sorghum)
Lineage: Eukaryota; Viridiplantae; Streptophyta; Magnoliopsida; Poales; Poaceae
Exons: 1
Coding region: 35-670 (211 amino acids)
Source: RefSeq, a predicted model, not a curated record